GAGGUUCCCUGAUCACAGGUUUGGACAGGCAUUCACUACAAUCAAGUGUGAGUGCAUCACCUACCUGCCCUGGCUGGAGAAGAGUUCUGCAAUCCACCAGAUGAUGGCAGCAUAAUAGAAAUACCUGCCGCGUCUUCCAAGAGGCAGUUGAACACCACAAUGCAGUCAGUGAAAGUUGUGGUUGUCGGGGCAGGAGUGGUGGGUCUAUCCACGGCGGUGUGCAUCGCAGAGACCCUCCCCCACUGCUCAGUGACCGUCAUCAGUGAGCGCUUCACCCCUGACACCACCAGUGAUGGAGCCGCUGGGAUUUUAAUUGCGUCUCAGUUUCCAGAUAUUCCUCUGGAGCGCCAACGCCGGUGGUUCAAGGAGAGCUUUGAUCACCUGCUGGCCAUUGCCCAGUCCACCGAGAGUGGGGAGACAGGAGUCAUCCUGAGCUCAGGGUGUCAGAUCUUCAAGGAGGUGUCCGCUGACAAGAGGCCAUUCUGGGCAGAGCAUGUCUUCGGCUUCCGCUUCUUAAGCGACCGCGAGAUGAAGAGAUUCCCUGAUCACAAGUUUGGACAGGCAUUCACUACAAUCAAGUGUGAGUGCACCACCUACCUGCCCUGGCUGGAGAAGAGAUUUGGGAAAGCGGGCGGUAAGAUCUCCUAUGGGAAGGUCUCUGAUCUUCAGCACCUGGCCGACACCUAUGAUGUCAUUGUGAACUGUUCAGGACUAGGAGCUCACUCCCUGGUGGGGGAUACAAAGAUGUACCCCAUCCGUGGGCAGAUUCUCAAGUUCCAGGCCCCCUGGGUGAAGAACUUUGUUUGUGACGAGGACUGCCUCACCUACAUCUUCCCAGGUGUGAACAGCAUUACCCUGGGGGGAACGCGGCAGGCAGGGGACUGGCGUCUAAAGGCGGACGUGGGCGACAGGGAGGGCAUCUUGGAGCGCUGCUUCCGACUGGAGCCGGCCCUCCACGGGGGGCAGGUGGUGGGGGAGUGGGUCGGCCUGCGGCCGGGUAGGGAGAGCCCACGGGUGGAGGUGGAGCGGCUGAGAACGGCAGGCGGCCGGGAGGUGCCGCUGGUGCACAACUACGGCCACGGGGGCAUGGGGGUCACUCUGGCCUGGGGCACGGCCCUGGAUGCCCUGGGGCUGGUGAGGCAGUCUCUGCUGCAGCAUCCCCACUCGGCCAAACUGUGAGCAGAAUGGACUCGGCUGUGCAAUGCAAAUGUUAACUAGGUAAACAGAUGUAAACAUACAAAUACUGUUUAAUGGUAAUUCUUAAAUCUUUCAUACAAUAUUUGUCGAAAUAUGCUAAGUGUAUUAAACUGUUUGACCAUAUAGUCUACACUUUUCUAAUCAAAUUCAUCUGAAGGAAUUUUACAAAGAAUAGUGAUUUAUUUCAAUAAACGUUCUU
Messenger RNA from Sardina pilchardus (European sardine), 1396 nucleotides. RefSeq names its product D-aspartate oxidase-like. The record is from RefSeq and is a predicted model, not a curated record. Lineage: Eukaryota; Metazoa; Chordata; Actinopteri; Clupeiformes; Clupeidae. Gene Ontology annotation, biological process: D-amino acid catabolic process; L-aspartate catabolic process. Gene Ontology annotation, cellular component: cytoplasm. The coding region runs from base 160 to 1179 and encodes 339 amino acids. Gene Ontology annotation, molecular function: D-aspartate oxidase activity; FAD binding. The transcript is spliced from 5 exons.